AUGACACAGCAAAUCCAAGAGCAGGCUAUGCCAUUCGGUAUCCAGCACACCAAAAGCCGGAUGGCGGAACUAUUGGCGGCCGAUGUAGUCGUUGCUGCAGGUUCAGCAACAUUGAUAACACCAGCGGUGAUGAUCUUUGACAGACUCGUCGUCGAGAAAUCAUUCUAUAACCAACCUCUCUUCCCGGCAUUUCGCAGACACCUCUGGUUCUCCCUCACACAACCUGCAACUUUCUUAACCUCACGGCCCAGUCUCCUCGUCUGGUCACUUUACACUGCAACCUUCGCCACAGCCAAUGCCUCAGAGACCAUCCUGAGCAAGUGGUACCCGAAGAUCGACCAUGCCAUCGCAGGAAUGACCACCUUCGCUUCAACAUUCAUAGUCAACUCCUCUGUGGGCAUCUGGAAGGACGUGAAAUUCGCCCAAUUAUUCGGCCACAGCAACACCUCCGUGCCAACGAAAAACAACACAACCCCACCAAGCCCAGCUCCAACUCCAACUCCCACAUCCACCUCCAACACAACUUCCAACACAACUUCCAACACAACCUCACCCCCUAAAACGGCCCGCUCAAUUGGCCGCACCCGAAUCCCCGUAGCAACAUACUCAGCCUUCCUCGUCCGGGACGCCCUCACAAUCUUUGGCUCCUUCAGCCUCCCCGCCAUGGUCUCAACAUCGAUCCCAGACUCCAUCGCCUCCCAAGAAUACCUCAAGAUCCUGAUAGCGCAGCUCGCUAUCCCAGCCUCCAUCCAACUCAUCAGCACGCCAAUCCACCUGCUCGGCCUGGAUCUAUACAACCGGCCACAGGUGAUGCCGACUAAAGACCGGAUCAACCGUGUCAGUCGCGACUGGAUUGGCGCGUCCCUACUGCGCAUGUGUCGCAUUAUCCCCGCUUUCGGAAUUGGCGGGUUCGUUAAUACAGAGGGCCGCCUUUACUUGCAUGACCAAGUUGGUGGUCGGAAGGGAUCUUGA
This is a messenger RNA of Penicillium samsonianum, 972 nucleotides long. RefSeq lists its product as uncharacterized. The transcript is spliced from 2 exons. The coding region runs from base 1 to 972 and encodes 323 amino acids. The record is from RefSeq and is a predicted model, not a curated record. Lineage: Eukaryota; Fungi; Ascomycota; Eurotiomycetes; Eurotiales; Aspergillaceae. Gene Ontology annotation, cellular component: mitochondrion.